This is a messenger RNA of Apiotrichum porosum, 4392 nucleotides long. RefSeq lists its product as uncharacterized. NCBI's taxonomy places the organism in Eukaryota, Fungi, Basidiomycota, Tremellomycetes, Trichosporonales, Trichosporonaceae. The transcript has 4 exons. Gene Ontology annotation, cellular component: endoplasmic reticulum membrane; Golgi membrane. Bases 1 to 4392 code for a protein of 1463 amino acids. The record is from RefSeq and is a predicted model, not a curated record. Gene Ontology annotation, biological process: SREBP signaling pathway. Gene Ontology annotation, molecular function: protein binding; sterol binding.
AUGUCCUGGCUCGGCGCGCCCACGCUGCCGACAGGCGCGGGCGGCGCGACCGGCACUGCGACCCUUCGGCAUCGCACGCGCACCGCUGCCGCCAGCGUGGAGAACGGCGCCUCGUCAUCGACGACACUACCUGCUCCGGCCCGCCCGCGUGGGAGACGGCGAAGCAAGAACGCCCCAUCGGCUCACGCGUCGUCCAGCGCCAACUCGGGCUCGCCUCACAACGCGUAUGCAAAGGGAGCCAGAGGAGUUGUCCAAGCUGCCUUUAGGCAGUUUGGUGAACACUGUGCGCGCAACCAGAUUCGCACGCUCAUUAUCGACUGUCUUGUCAUGACCAACCUCUUCUACCCGAGUUUCGCCAUGUUCCUCGAGCGUCGCUUCGACCAGCCAAUGGCCGGACCAGCACUGGCGCCAGUGCCAGGGGACGCCGAGAGCAUCGCAAAGUCUCGCGGUGCUCUGUCAUUCUUCACAACGCCGCUCAGCCAGACAUUCUUUCCUCCACCACCGCCUCUGCUUCCCAACGUUGAGUGGGGCCCGUGGUGGGCAAGUGAGGCCGGAGCCGAUGCUUCCUGGGUGCCGGUUUCGACGGCUGGCCCGUCAUCCGACCUGUCUGUGGAACUCCUCCGAGUAGCAUGGGCAGAUGUGGGCGACGUGCUGGAUGGCGAGCACGACAUGGAGUGGACACCGCGCGACGAUCAAAUUGUCGCGGCUGUUCGGUCAUUGGCGGAAGGGUGGGAGAAGGACGGACCCGCGGGCGCACGCUGUGUUCGCCAUCUUGCCGACCACGACGGUGUUGCCGUGCCGGCUGGACCUUGCUACUUGCUCACUCCCCACGAGUCUUCUAUCCCCGGUACCACCGCGCUGUCUGAGCUGUGGUACCCAACCGACGGAGACAGUGCAGUGACAUCACAAGAGGUGUAUCACGGUCUCAUCGUGCCAUUCCAUAAGCCCUCCAACAGCUCAGCGUUCGCGUCUGCAUGGAGAAGCAGCCUCGCUGACGCCUUGGCACCACUCGGUGCCGAGGUGUUCACCGAGACGUACACUGGUGGCAAGAACGUCCAGUGCUCGACAUUGGUGUCGUUUUCGUCUUCGCCUCGUCCGCGCCCACCAGUGGUCGUCUCAUCGACCCCACCAUACUUUGUGCUGGUUGGCUACGCCGUCCUCUUCACGGCCCUGCUCAUGCAGCUCUCAAGCGCCUCCAAAGUCCACUCGCGCUUCGGUCUCGCGUUUACCGGCAUUGUCCAACUGUGCUGCUCGGGCGUCAUGUCCUUUAGCAUUCUCUCACUGUGUGGCUGGAACGGCUGGGGCCUGAGCAAGAACGAGGCCAUCCUCCCGACGUAUGCGCUCCCCUUUGUUGUUGUUGUUGUCGGCGCUGAAAACAUGUCUGCAAUGACCAAGGCUGUCUUUGCCGUGCCGUUCACCUACUCCGUGCCGGUCCGUAUCGGCAUUGGUCUCAGCAAGGUCGGCACCACCAUUGCCCUCACCUCCCUCAUCGACCUCACCCUCCUUGGCCUUGUCUGGCUCUGUGUCCACCUCCCACCAGUGCGCGAGUUUUGCGUUUUCGCAGCCGUGGUCAUCUUUACCGACUGGUUCAUGCUCAACACCUUCUUCCUCACCGUCUUGUCCAUUGACGCCCAACGUCUGGAGUUGGCAGAUGUGCUCUCUUCUAACGGAGCGCUUGCAUCAAACGAGGCAAAACGCCGUGAGGAGGAUGAGGCCAGGCACCGCCGCACCAAGUCGACGCGCUUCAGCUGGCGCAGUGUUCUCCGUGCAAGGACCGUUAAGAGUGGUAGCCUCAUCUUGCUACUCGUCUCGCUGGGUGUGCUGUACUACUACACGGAGCGCGGACGGACAAGCUUCACCACGCCGGCCACGUUUUACGGCUACACCCCUACCAGCACGUCGUCGCUUGCGCCUUCCGCCCGUCCGACCAUGUUUGCCACAACUGGCACCGAUCUCUCCUCACUGUCUGUUUCCGAGGCGCUCUGGCGCUCAAUCAACCCCCAGGGACUCGGCUCUGUCCGCAUGACCAUGCUGCCAUCGUCUAUUGUCGUUCUCCCACGCUUGGGCCACUCUCUCCUCCCUGCCGACCUGCACAACCUUCUGGUGCCGCGCACCCGAUGGAUGCCCCGUCUCGACCCAAUCUGGUACUAUAUCAAGGUCGGACUGGCGCCCCAGCUUCUCACCUGUGUGGUCCUCUAUUGUGUGCUUGCAUACUUGCUCAAGGACUCAGAGCUGCUUGCGGCUCAGCGCAACCGUCUUGGUCGCGGUCGGGAGGCGAAUGCGUCGGACGAGGAGACCGACACCGAGGUGCGGCCACGCAGGACAACCCUUACCCUCAGCGCUGGCGUCAGCAUGCUCCCAGCAAGUCACGAGUCGGAUGUUGACGUCCUUGCGUCGAGUUCGGACGGAAAGCUGGCCGUGUCGGUCGGUGUUGACAAUUCGGUUUGCUUCUGGCGUUUCACCGACGAUGAGCGUGUCUCUGGGACGCGCGAGAUGGUCUCGACCGAGUUUAUCCCCGCCGGCGAUCCCAUUGUUGGUGCUGCCGUGAGCGGUGACCGGCACUGCAUUGCCGUUGCCACCCGUGGCGGUGUUGUCCAGCUUUGGUCGACCCCAGACGACCGCAAGACUGAGGUUCUUGGCCCAGUCUCCGUUGGCUGUGGUGAUGACCGUGUCACUGCUAUUGCCUUUGACGACUCGCCUUCUGGUGUUGACGACCCGUUCACUGCCUCGCCUGUUGGCCGCGAGCGGCCCCAAGGUCGUCCGACACUCCUCGUUGCCCUCGGCAAUGGCGCCAUCCGUGCCAUCGGUGUCGGUAACCGCGUCAUCGACAUUGCGCCGCCCGCAAGCGCCGACGCCAGCUGCCGAGUCGACCUCUUGGCGUCCGACGCUGGACCUAUCGCUAUCGUCGGCGGUCCUGACAGAACCACCAUGUGGCGCAAGGAGCACGGCGAGUGGUCGUCCACCCCGCUCUUGUCAACGUGCGAGUCCACUGACCGUGUUCUCGCGGUUGCUUGCGGUCUCGUCGACUGGCAAAGACCUACCGACAUUGUCGUUGUUGGCCGCCGCUCAGGUCGCAUCGAGGUGUUUGACGCCGACGGCGAGCCCAUGGCGGCAGUGUUUGGCCAGGUCGGUGAGCCAGUACGCGACAUUGCUGUUGCGGCACCAUCCGUCACCCGUUGCUCGACCUGCGACAGCAAGACCAGUGACGGCUUCUUUGUCAUCUCGUCGACGGGCACCAACGUCUAUGUCGACCGAGUCGUGCCCCGCGGGGCCGACUCCUUCUGCCGCUGCCCACCACUCCCCCGCCGUGCCUCUGCCAUCGAGGACACCCGCAGCAGCCAGUUGAGCCAACUGGGUGUUGCGUCUGCGGUCUCCCUCCGUGGCUCUCCUCUAGUCCUCCCUCCCUCGCCCGCUCGCGCCCGCUCAACCUCUGGAGGCCUGAGUGGCACCGCAAGCCACGGUACUUCGCCGGUCAAGGCGAGUGCGCUGGCACCGCCGGCCUCCAAUGGCGAGUUCCCGCUCUCGUCGCAUGGCGCUCGCCGCCUGAGCGGCUGGCGCGACGCCGAUGACGCUCGCCGUCCCCCAUCACCACUUGACAGGCAAGGCAGCUCAUACACUGCGCUCUCGACCUUGUCAAUGGCUACUGCCGAUGACAGCGGCAACCCGUCUCCAGGCACCCGCAUGCCGUGGGCUGAUGCCGAUGUUGUUCCCCUUGGCGCUGUGGUCGCCACCGAUGGCGGCUGGGCCGUGUUGGGCAACGAUCUCGUUGGUGUUCGCCGGGCCGGCGCUGGCAUCGAUGACUCGCAGUGGGAGUUCUGGGCAGUUGACCUCGCUGCUCCAUGGAACGGCACCUCGCUCCUCGUGGACAAUGCCAACCUCGAUGUCCUGGAGCGUCGUGCGCGCGCCGGCACUUCACCUCGCCACGGAACACAUCUGCCACUCCCUCCCGGCACACCACCACCACCCUCAGCCGACGGCGAGAUGCCCAUGCGGGCACGUCGCGCCGAACGCAUCCUCAGUCUCAACGGCCGCGCGUCGUUCCCUUCCUCUGUCGGCUCGUUUAGUGUCGCUACCCACCCACCAUUAGGCUAUGUCGCGGUCCGUCCCUUCAGCGCCGCUGGCCCCCGUGCCGUCCUUGCGGGCUUUGGUAACCGUGUCGGUGUCAUCACCCUCCCUGCGGCGCCACAGCGUACCCGCCAGUCGACCACGGCCCACAACCUACUCCCGCGCCAGACUCCCGCGUUCAACUUCUCCCUCUCAACGCCGCGCGUGGUCACGCCCAGAAGGCAGCAAUUCCCCUCUGCCCCGCCACCGCCGCGCCGCGCCGACGGCAACGGUGUCAUUGGAAGUCCAGGUGUAGCACUGUCGGUUUCCCCUAACAAGAAUCAGUAG